UGUGUUGUAAGUACGCAAACAUUGCUAGUGUAAUUUAAUUUAAUCACAAAAGAAACAAUGCAUUCAAAGUUAAAAUUAAAUCGUUUAGUCAUUUGUUAUUUCAUUAAACGCGUUAUUGUAAUUAAAAUUAUCGCUAUUGUGAUUAUAUAUGUUAUGUUUUAUGGCGCAGAACAAAAUAAACGUAUAUUGUUGGAUACACUCAAAUACAAGAACACUAAAGAAUAUGUAUUGCAUACAGUAGAAAUAAGAAGUAUGGAAGAGCAACUGAAAGAGAAAACGAAUACAGAUACGAAGUAUAUUCUACAAUGGUAUCAAGGUAAAUCAUCUCCAUUUUAUCUCAUAGGCAGAGACAGUUCGGUCUUCUUCAAAUACAACUGUCCAUAUACAAACUGCAUAAUGACUAAUGAUCCAGAUUAUUUAUCUGAUAUAACAACCUUUGAUGCAAUCCUAUUCCACGGUUGUAAUAUUAACGAUCAUGCCAUAAAUUUACCACCAAAAAGAUCAACGAGGCAAAAAUAUGUUUUCGCAGCGACUGAAUCUAGCCACUAUUACGCCAUUAACAACCCUAUUUACGACAAUUUUUUUAAUUGGACCUGGACAUACAAGUUGGACUCCGAAGUGUAUUGGGGGUAUAUAACAAUUUACGAUUUGAAUGGUACUGUAAUUGGUCCGAAAUUAGAAAUGCACUGGCCAGAAUUAGACCCUGUGGAUAUGGAAAUUAAGCAUAAUUUAGUUAAUAAAUCAAAAGCUGCAGCUUGGUUCGUUUCUAACUGUUACUCGAAGAGUCACAGGGAGGUUGAAGUUAGUAAAAUUAAUGAAGAAUUGUCUAAGUACGGCUGGUCGGUUGAUGUUUACGGGAAAUGUGGCAGAUUGAAGUGUCCCAGAAAUUCGAAUUAUUGCUAUGAAUUAAUAAGAAAAACAUAUUAUUUCUAUUUUUCGUUUGAGAAUUCUUUUGCAGAAGAUUAUGUCACUGAAAAACUAUUGACUGCUUUGAACAAUUUUGCUGUACCGGUAGUGUUCGGUACAGCCAAUUAUACAAGGUUUCUACCGUCCGGCACUUAUUUAAACGCGAGAGAAAUGGGCCCCCAAGAACUGGCCAAAACUAUGGACGAAAUUAUCAAGAAUAAGACUCGAUAUUACGACUUCUUCAGAUGGAGAAACCACUUUGUAUACAAGGAAACCAUCGAUACAGUGGACAGCUGUAAUAUAUGCACGGCUUUGAAUGACGAGGACAAGUUCAGUAAAUACAGUUUAUACAAGAACUUUAGAAAUUGGUGGAACGAAUAUGAUUAAGAAUGGAUUACUUUGAGCACCUAAAUUUUUAACUACCAAGCUUCGUUACAUAUUCAGACGAUAUUCUUAUUUCAUAAAAGUGCAAAAGUACUCCAACAAGGAAAUUGCUGUUGGAAGCAAUCUUUUAAAGACUUCGAGAUUUGUAUCCUUCUUUUCCACAAACAAAUAAAUCCUAUUCUUUUAAAUAAGAACUCGUUUCAAGCUCGACUAGAUCAAAACGUACAGAUUACGGGGGAUUAUAAAUAUUUUCAUUAAUUGAAUGUUAAUAAUUGAACGGCCAUCAGAGAAGCAUAGAAAAAUCCCUAGCAGCGGAAAUUAAAAAGUGCUUCGCGUCCGGCCCGAGUGGUGGCUUGAGUGCAGUGGAAAAAGUUGUCCGAAACUGGCACGGAUUAACUAGCCAUUUAACAAGUAUAUAUUUUAUACCUAACUUAAAUAAUUGUUUAUACUGAUCUUACA
Achroia grisella is the source of this 1749-nucleotide messenger RNA. RefSeq names its product alpha-(1,3)-fucosyltransferase C-like. The record is from RefSeq and is a predicted model, not a curated record. Gene Ontology annotation, cellular component: membrane. Gene Ontology annotation, molecular function: alpha-(1->3)-fucosyltransferase activity. The coding region runs from base 58 to 1293 and encodes 411 amino acids. NCBI's taxonomy places the organism in Eukaryota, Metazoa, Arthropoda, Insecta, Lepidoptera, Pyralidae. The transcript is spliced from 2 exons.